AUGGUGGACAACACUACCAUCAGCAACGACAACAUCAACACUACCAACAACAUCAGCAACAACAUCAGCAACAACAACAACAACACUACCAACAACAUCAGCAACAACAUCAGCAACAACAUCAGCAACAACAUCAGCAACAACAUCAGCAACAACAUCAGCAACAACAACAACAACACUAACAACAACAUCAACAACAGCAACAACAACACUACCAACAGCAACACCAACGACAACAACAACAAUAACAACAGCGAACUAUCACCAAUAAACGCCAAUGACUACAUGAUAUCACCACUCAUAACUUUUUCAUUCAAGCAAUACAGCGCCACCAUAGACCCUACCACCAUUCUCGUCGCCACCAUCGCUUCCACCGCUACCACACCUACCACCAACGACAGCGUUGUUUCCCACCCAGAAACCACCAACCUCCCUAUGGCUCACGAUACUAUGGACAGCCCAGACUCUAGGGAUAACUCUGGACCUCUAACUCACACUCCGAAAUAUGAUGAUGACGAUGAUGAUGACCUCAACAAUGAUGAUAUUGAUGAUGGCGACAUCAACAACAUCAACAACAACAUCAACAACGUCAAAAACAUCAACAACAUUAACAACAUCAACAACAACAACAGCAACAACAUCAACAACAGCAACAACAUCAACAACAACAACAGCAACAACAACAGCAACAACAACGAACUACCAACCACAAACAAACAUGAUGAAACUGACUUAGUCUCUGUCACUGAAUCUUUUCAUCCUGUACAAGAAGAAAUUGAACAUACAACUGAUAAAACUACAAAAUCACCGUCUGAAUCAACAACAUCAUCGUCUCUCUUCUCAUCUCAGACGCUAGCUGGCACGAAAAACGAAAGAACCACACAAGAAACUAGUGAAAAUAUUUCGAAAGAACGAAAUAACCCUAACCCUGACCUGACAACACCACGACAAACUACAUCCGCGCCGGAAGAAGAAAUAAUUUUUGAGAACCGCAAUGUAUUCCUAGCUAACGGGAGUCUCAACGAAACCAGCACAUCAAUGUUAUUCCUAUCGGAUAAUAACAUCACGUACAGACUGAUAAACAUCACUAAAUUCUCUAAAAACGAAGUUAUAUUGAUUGAAUCAAGCCCAUCAACAACAGCUGAAGAGACAUUUUUUGAGAACGACUUUGUGUUUGUGAGCAACGCAGGUCUGACGGAGACAAGGGUCUUCAUAACUGAUGAUAACAUCACCUACACGCUGAUAAACACAACUGCACCGUCCUCAAAUGAAGAUGGCGAUGUACGGUCUGGAUCAGCAGAAAAUGAAACUUUUGAUUUGACGAUACGUAGAGCAGGCGGUGAAGAAACCUACAAGACAAACACCCAUGUUAGUCCGUCAGCUCCAUCUACUUCUAGAGAGCCAGUUGAAGAAAUUUCGUCGUCGAGGUCUCAACCCUCGACAAGUUUCGAAACAGAUCUGGUGAAGAUGCGUGAGGAGGAUGACUACAUCGGCAGUCACUCAAAAGUUAUAACUGAAGCCAGCGACGAAAAAAACUCCUUCACCAUUGAAAACUCCACCCAAAAACCAGGCGACACAUUAGAGCAGCCGGUGAAUACACCCAACCAAUCCAACAAAUUUCUUUACUUGACGGCCACUGUCGUCGCGAUCGUCGCUCUUCUUGUGGUUGUGGUGGUAGCCAUUCGAUUCUGCGAAAGGAGGUCGGGCGUCAUUACAUCUGAGAGGCCAGAAAUUUCAUUCAAAGAUGCCGAAGCGAACAUGCUGAGCAAGGCCAAGGAGAAGCAGGUUCCUGGAGAGGAAGUUUAUUUGCUGAAUGUUAAGUCGUUGAAAUGA
Molecule: messenger RNA, 1833 nt
Organism: Helobdella robusta
Lineage: Eukaryota; Metazoa; Annelida; Clitellata; Rhynchobdellida; Glossiphoniidae
Exons: 2
Coding region: 1-1833 (610 amino acids)
Source: RefSeq, a predicted model, not a curated record